AUGGAUGCGCGAGGUGAACGAGGGAACGCGCACGACGGCUAUCACGACAUCCAGAAGACGAACAAAGCGUUUGAGACGUACUACAAAGCCCAGAAUAUCGUCCCGGAGAGCGAGUGGGAGACGUUUUUGGACUGCAUGCGGUCGCCGUUGCCGAUGACGUUUAGAAUCAAUGGAAGUGGAAAGUUCGCGACGGAUAUGCGAGACCAAUUGGAGGGGACACUGUUCGCGGAAUUGCUCAAAGAGGAAUUGAAAGAUGAGGAACAAAAUGAAUUACCGCCGCCGAAGCCGUUGGCGUGGUAUCCCGAGCGAUUGGCGUGGCAGUGUAGUUAUACGCGAGCGCAGUUGCGACGGUUGCCGGCGCUGCAAGGAAUUUUCGACUUCAUCAAGAACGCUAACGAGCUCGGGUCGAUCUCUAGGCAAGAGGCAGUAUCGAUGAUUCCUCCGUUUUUCUUGGAUGCGCAACCGCAUCAUCGAAUUUUGGACAUGUGCGCGUCGCCGGGAAGCAAGACGUUUCAGAUUUUGGAACGCAUGCACGGUGAUUUUGACGGCAACACCAAGCUUCCCACCGGAAUCGUCGUCGCCAAUGACGUCGAUUUGAAGCGUUGCAACUUACUGACGCAUCAAACGAAGCGAGCGAACUCACCGACGUUACUCGUGACCAAUCAUGAAGCGCAAAACUAUCCCAUCAUCAAAGGCCCAAAGGGUGAACUCUUCGACUUUGACGCCAUCCUGUGCGACGUACCGUGCUCGGGCGACGCGACGAUGCGCAAGGCACCGGAUAUCUGGAACAGAUGGACUCCUGGUAAUGGUAACGGUUUGCAUACCUUACAGCUUAGAAUCGCUGCUCGCGGUGCUCAGCUCCUCAAGGUGGGCGGUCGUCUCGUGUACAGCACGUGCUCGCUGAAUCCGAUUGAAAACGAAGCUGUCGUGGCGGCGUUGUUGAAGGAAUGCGAUGGUGCUUUGGAGCUUCUCGAUGUGAGUGACGAAUUGCCAGACUUGAAGCGUAGCCCUGGAUUGCGCGAUUGGCAAGUGUGGGAUAAGUUUGGCUAUCACCCAAGCUUUCGAGGCGAGGAGCAAAUGUUCAAGCUCUGCGAGACGAUGUUCUCCGACGAAGAGACGAAGAAACUGCCGUUGGAGCGAUGUCUGCGACUUUUGCCUCAUCAUCAAGACACUGGUGGAUUCUUUGUCGCCGUAUUCCAGAAAGUUAAGCCCAUGGAGAUCAAAGAAGACGUGAACGCAAAGAAGCAAACUGUGAAGGAGCGUGUUCGCCUUUCGCUCAACGUGAACGCGAAGAACGAGAUCGAGAUGUCACAUGAGGUGAUCACGUUGGCCCGCAAGGGUCAGACUGCGUCUAUACCUCCGGAAGUCGACGACAAAGGCGAGUAUUUGCUCCCACACAGAGGCGCGACGGGUCCGAACGGGGGCAGUCGAUGGCUCGGCAUCGAUCCUGUGCUUCCGGUGAACGAUCCGAAGGUGAUCAAUAGCAUCUACAGUGUCUACGGUAUCGAAAGCGAUGACAUUGCGUUACACAAAAAUUGUGUCACACGCACUGCGGACACUUCACGACCGAAGCGUGUGUACACCAUCACCGACUCCUUGCGCCAGUACUUAGCGUGCGACGUCAACGAAAGUCUUCGCGUGACGUCGUGCGGGCUCAAGGCGUUCGAGCGCCAGGAAAUCAAGGAUGAAGUCAAAGAACAAGAAGAAACUUCUGGUGCGAUGUGUGAUUUCCGUCUCACGCAAGACGGAAUACCGAUGAUGUUCCCGUUCGUGAGAAAGCGCAUCAUUCGCCCGACUUUUGACGACUUUAAAGCCAUCCUUGAACGUCGCACGUUGGCGUUUGAGUACAGCGCAGAGGCGCCGCAACGCGCCGUCAUCUCUUGCGCCGAAACCAAAAAAGCCUUGCUCGAUCUCACUUUGGGAUGCUGCAUUCUCGUUCCUCGCGAUGAAGAUCUGGCCGCCAUCAACGUCAGCAAGGCGGACCUCGCCAUCGCGUGCUGGCGCGGUCGCACGUCAUGCAACUUGUUGGUCUCCAAAGCCGAAACAAUUCACUUCAUCGAUAAAAUCAAAGUCAACGCGGCGGUGAAGAUGGACACGUCGUGA
Messenger RNA from Ostreococcus lucimarinus CCE9901, 2103 nucleotides. RefSeq lists its product with no specific name. The coding region runs from base 1 to 2103 and encodes 700 amino acids. The record is from RefSeq and is a predicted model, not a curated record. Gene Ontology annotation, molecular function: tRNA (cytidine-N5)-methyltransferase activity; RNA binding. Gene Ontology annotation, biological process: RNA methylation. NCBI's taxonomy places the organism in Eukaryota, Viridiplantae, Chlorophyta, Mamiellophyceae, Mamiellales, Bathycoccaceae. The transcript has a single exon.